This is a messenger RNA of Panicum virgatum (switchgrass), 1252 nucleotides long. RefSeq lists its product as uncharacterized. The record is from RefSeq and is a predicted model, not a curated record. NCBI's taxonomy places the organism in Eukaryota, Viridiplantae, Streptophyta, Magnoliopsida, Poales, Poaceae. The coding region runs from base 256 to 852 and encodes 198 amino acids. The transcript has a single exon.
GAUCCUCAAAAGUUUAAGUCUAGUACGGAAAUACUUAAACAAAACAGAGUAGUUAACCUACCCCAGAACAUGAUUGUUCCUUAACAACCUUUCUCCAUCAUCAUUGACAAGAAACUUGUCAGCCCCAUCACUCACUCACUCACUAACAGUAGCGGCAUACUAGUAGGCAUGCUCAUACAGGGCGGCCCGGAAAUUGGGCCAGAGAGCUAGUGGGCAACAAGCCGGCCGCCGGGAGCAGAGCAGCAGCCAGCAGCAAUGCCGACGCUGCGGCGGCGCAACCCGGACGUGCCCGUGAAGGCGCUGGAGGGCAUCGUGUCGGCCAACACCUUCUUAACGGUGGCCGUCUUCAUCGGCAUCACGGGCACCAUCACGCCCUCCGCCACCAUCCCGCCCGCGUGCGUCGCCGGCGACGACAUCGCGCGCAACUUCUUCCUCUUCGAGAUCCUCUCCUUCGGCUUCUACCUCCUCUCCAGCCUCGUCGCGCAGGGGAUGAAGCUCGCCGUCACGCUCCUCGCCGCCGACGAGUUCUACGGCGACGGCGAGCAGAAGCCCCCGCCGUCCGACGACUGCGAGGAGAUGCCGGCGUGGCGCGCCUCAGGGCCGCGGGAGCGCCGCCGCGCCGUGCUCAGGAUCGCGCAGCCGAUGAUGCUGCUGGCGGCAGGGUGCUCCAUCAUGGGCACCUUCUUCCUGCUGCUCUCCAUGGUGGACGCCAUCCAGCUCAAGUUCGGCCUCGUCUCCUGCGGCAUCCCGCUCGCCGUCGGCGCCACCUUCGCGCUCUCGGGGCUCGUCGUCGGCGGGCUGCUCUUCUACGGAUCCACCGUCGCCUACGCCCUCACGUACUACCUGCCCUGAGUGCCGCCUGGCGCUCGAUCUGCUUGCCUUCUGGGUUGGGGUUGGUCAGUUAAUCGAGGAGCAGCUUCUUUUACCCUUUUCUUUCUUUCUUUCUUUCUUUCUUUCUUUCUUUCUUUCUUUACUUUAUAAGAAGCAGUGAGUAAUUAUUAACAGUCGAUUCUGGAAUACAUAUAUACCUGCAAUACAAGAACAGGGUAGGUAUACAUGUUUCAUGCUGCUUGCAUCCAAAGGAUAGUGACAUUCUUAAUUAGUGGCAAGGUUGCUGGCAACAUGAUUGUGUCUCAUAUAACUGUAAAAACUAGUCCCUCCGGUGUGGAGAAAACCUGACGUUUCUUUUGUGCUCCUCUUAUGUGUAGGCUACUCUCGAUGAAAGUUUUAUGGAGAGUUUCAUAGUAUUAAA